Molecule: messenger RNA, 1164 nt
Organism: Schistocerca cancellata (South American locust)
Lineage: Eukaryota; Metazoa; Arthropoda; Insecta; Orthoptera; Acrididae
Product: prolactin-releasing peptide receptor-like
Exons: 1
Coding region: 1-1164 (387 amino acids)
Biological process (GO): G protein-coupled receptor signaling pathway
Cellular component (GO): plasma membrane; neuron projection
Molecular function (GO): neuropeptide Y receptor activity; neuropeptide binding
Source: RefSeq, a predicted model, not a curated record
AUGGAGAGCGACAUUAUAAACAACCAGGUGGUCCAGGCGCUCUUCUGCGUCCUCUACACCAGCAUAUUCGCGCUGGGCAUCAUGGGCAACGUGCUGGUGUGCUACGUGGUGGGCCGCAAUCGCGCCAUGCAGACCGUCACCAACUUGUUCAUCGGGAACCUGGCCACGUCGGACAUCCUGCUGUGCGUCCUCUGCGUGCCCUUCACGCCACUCUACACCUUCCUCGGCACGUGGGUCUUCGGCAGCGCUCUGUGCCGCGUCGUAGCCUUCGCCCAGGGGACCAGCGUCUACACGUCCACGCUGACGCUGACCUCGAUCGCCGUGGACCGCUUCUUCGUGAUCGUGUACCCUCUCAAGCCGCGCAUGAAGCUGUCCACGUGCGUGGCCAUCAUCUGCUGCAUCUGGCUGCUGUCGGUGGUGCUGACCAUCCCGUACGGCAUCUACACGGUGCUGCGUUCGGACCGGCGCGCCUUCUACUGCGAAGAGUACUGGCCGACGGAGCGCGCGCGACAGGUCUACGGCGCACUGACCGCCACGGUGCAGUUCGCGCUGCCCUUCCUCGUGGUCACCUUCUGCUACGUGCGCGUCUCCGUCAAGCUCGGCGACCGCGCCAGGAGCAAACCCGGAAGUAAGAAUUCGCGGCGCGAGGAGGCGGACCGCGAGCGCAAGCGGCGCACGAACCGCAUGCUCAUCGCCAUGGUCACCAUCUUCGGCGUCUCCUGGAUGCCACUCACCGUGCUCAACCUCACUAACGACGUGUACAUGUCGACCGGCCGCUGGGAGUACUUCAACCUGUGCUUCUUCGUGGUGCACGCCCUCGCCAUGAGCUCCACCUGCUACAACCCCUUCCUGUACGCCUGGCUCAACGACAACUUCCGCAAGGAGUUCGAGCAGGUGUUGCCCUGCUUCGGCCAACAGACGGCGGACGGUGACGUCACUAACGGCCCCGGUGGGGGCGGAGCUGGUGGGAAAGCGCUGCUGCCGCGGCGGCCGGAACUCGUCGCCGACGUUCCUCUGAAGAGCCAGCAGGGACCUGGGGUGACGUCAGUGGCGUCCACGGCGAAUGUCAUAUACUCUAGUCGCGACGAGGAGGUGCAGCUCCAGAUGGAAGGCGCCUUCGUUGACGUCCAGGCGGAGAACAACUUCCUUACCGGAGUCCUGUAG